Xiphias gladius (swordfish) is the source of this 2955-nucleotide messenger RNA. It is a transcript of the gene tmem79b, whose product is annotated as transmembrane protein 79b. Gene Ontology annotation, biological process: regulated exocytosis. The transcript is spliced from 5 exons. Bases 290 to 1510 code for a protein of 406 amino acids. NCBI's taxonomy places the organism in Eukaryota, Metazoa, Chordata, Actinopteri, Istiophoriformes, Xiphiidae. The record is from RefSeq and is a predicted model, not a curated record. Gene Ontology annotation, cellular component: lysosomal membrane; trans-Golgi network membrane.
UUUAUUCUUUAAACUAUGGAUCAGGUUUAAUUUGAGUUUAGUCUGUUCAGUCUCAGUCUGUUAGUGUCUUAGCAUAUUAGCACGGAGCUGUUGGUCCUUUUUCUAUUUAGUUCGAUUAUUCGAUCAGUUUAUGUCUGAUCACUGAUCACUUACACACGUGGUCAGUGAUAACGACGCAGAUGGUUACGUGUAAUACUCGACUAGAAACUAUUUUAACUCGAGUUUGUUAUGAUUUUGAUGUUUUAUCAGACGCACGUCAGGGCCGCCAUGUUACAGUCAGACUAACGUCAUGUGCGACAGACAAGUUAAAGACAGACAUACCAUCAACCUGAAAACACCCAGUACCAGGAUGGAGGACAGCAGAGGGGCAAUGACGAGACAGACUGAUGGAGAAGACAAAGUGUGGAGGUCUUCCAUUAUGGAACCCAGCACCCUGCAGUGUCCUGGAGAUAGAAGGACAGGUGGUCAGACAGGUGGACAGACGGGAAAAGCUGACAGGAUGAGUGUGAGGUCAAGUGAGGUGGCCAGUUGGACAGAAAGUGAGAGAGAGCUGAUGCCUGAGGGGGAGAGGAGGGAGGUGCGGGAGGAAAGGGCAGGUGAAGAUGAGGAGGCGGGGGUAAUUGGAGAGUGGGUAGGGUUGAAGACACACCUGGAAGAGGAGGCAGCGCCUGCAGAGAACCACCUGCCAGAGAAAGCAGCUCAUGUGUUCAGCCCUGCCGUGACCAUCCUCCCCUCCCCCUCGUCACCCAGAGAGAGUGAGGCAUUCUGGGAAACGGAGUCAGAAAAGAGUCCUUUCCUGGGCCCACGAGGAGUCCCCCAGGACUACAGCCAACAUGGCUACCAGUAUGAGUGGACCGAAGACACAUCUCCUGCCAGAUGUGGUCAGAGCUGUCCCAGCAGGGACUUCCUGAAAGUGGGCGUGUCCCUGGUGAUGUCAGCGCUCUUCUUCCCCUUCCUGGUGUGGGGGGGGUUUGUGUUCCUGCCGUUUGACGCGCCCCUGCUGGAAGGUGCCCCCCUAAAGCUGGUUUACACGCUGCGCUGCUCCGUGUUCGCUGCUGCUCCCAUCAUCCUCGGUUGGCUCAUCCUGGGUGUCACUCGGCUCCGGUCAGGUGUGAUUCAGCCUCUGUUUGAUGAGGAACUGAAGGAGGCGGAGCUUCAUGAAGUCACCGUCCAUCGCCGCUUUGUCUCUGACUCCACCUCCCUGUUCCUGAUCUACUUCCUGCAGCUGGCUGUCAUGGCGAUGUACCUGAGCCAGGAGCACCUAAAGCUUGUGCCACUGCUGACCGUCGUCUUCGCCUUUGGACGGCUGGUUUACUGGGUUGCCGCAGCCUUCGGCAGCAGCGUACGUGGUUUCGGUUUCGGCCUCUCCUUCCUGCCGAGUUUCACCAUGAUGGUUGCAAACAUCUACUUCAUCUUCACAGUGGAGACGGGGGGGUCCAUCUUCAGCCUCCCACUUCCUUCUGAAGAGAUGCUGACUCCACCCACUGGCAGACAGAGGUUCUGGGGAUGAAACCUGAUCAAUAAUCAAUAACCCUUCUGUCUGCUGAAAUAUUUUUUAAUCAUAUUUGUUUUUUCAAACAAAUGUGAUUUAUAAAAGCUUUUUUUAUGAACUGAAACUGUAGAACAGAAAAACAGAAUAAAAGAUAAAAUAAUAAAAUUUGUGUUUAUAAAAUUCCCGCCCACUUAUUGUAUAACACCACCCACCCCAGCUAAUGUUUGUUUCAUUCAUUUCUUUUGGUAAAAAUGUGAACAGAAACAGGGACCUGGAUCAUGAAGCAAAUUCAUCUUAGUCUGGAUCACUUGGGGUUGUCUUGCUUCAUCAAGUCUAACAUCUCCUGUCAUGGAUUACCUGUAUCGUGAAGCUGGCUCUGUUAAUUUUGAGUUUAAUAAUCCAGCUAUGAGUGACUUCCCGUGACAGAGGAGGAGUUGUUAAGGAGAAGUGACUUCAUCAGAACCAUUAAUGAAAUUAUUAAUAUGAUAUUAAUACAGUAAAACCUGUAGGUAAAUUCAGUUACAGUGAAGCACAAACUUUUAUUCAACAAGGUGAAAUACAUGGAAAGUCUGAAACAGAAAGACAAUUCUAUGGAGCUAGAAAAAUAUCUAUUGAUCUUUAUUAUUUUUCACGUUAUUGUAAAGUGUUUUGUCCAUGUCAGGAUCCUGUAGGAAUGUGUUUCCUUUGAUCUGAUUGGUCAGUGGUCGGUAUCCUCUGAAGUUAACAGGUUAGCCCUGCAGAAUAGGUUACAAUGGUGAUCUACCGUAGUCAUCGUCAUACCAUCGACUAGCUUCCAGAGAGCUGGAUAACUCACUGAUCAUCCUGCUCAACACCCACGGCUACAAUUAUUAAUAUUAUCAUUAUUAUUAUUAUAUUUAGUUUUAUUAGUAUUAUUAUUCCGCCACAUUAUUAUUAGUUUAAUUGUUAUUAAACGUCUUUAUGUGGAACCAGUUUAAGGUUUCUACCUGUUAACCAAGUGCUUGCUCAUGGAGCAAUGUUGUGUGUCUGUAUAACUAUAAAGAGUCCUGGUCUAGACCUGCUCUAAAUGAAAAGAGCCCCGAGAUAAUCUCUGUUAAGAUUUGUUGCUAUAUAAAUAAAACCGAAUUGAAGGUGAAUUGAAUUUAUUUAUUUUUAUAGAUACACAGUAACUCAUUAACACGAACACAUUAACCCUGUGCAAUUUGUCAGUACUGACUGAUUCUGUAUUGAUUAUUGAUCUUUCAGUGCUCCAAUCAGUGUGUACUGAUUAUUGAUUGGUCUGUUCAAUCACACGAAGCCGCUGUUUGUUUUUCUGGUUGAACCGGCCUGACCGACAGAUGACACCAAAAACCAAACUGACAGGAAGUACUGCCAAUCUGCAUUCAAAAUAAAAGCACCAAGACUACAAGUUCAAGAGCUUGAUCAGUUUUAAUGUAAAGUGAUAUCUCUGAUGGGAAUUUCUGUGUGUGAAAAUAUUAUUGCCU